Entelurus aequoreus (snake pipefish) is the source of this 6005-nucleotide messenger RNA. It is a transcript of the gene clmpb, whose product is annotated as CXADR like membrane protein b. The transcript has 7 exons. The coding region runs from base 15 to 1238 and encodes 407 amino acids. NCBI's taxonomy places the organism in Eukaryota, Metazoa, Chordata, Actinopteri, Syngnathiformes, Syngnathidae. Gene Ontology annotation, cellular component: cell surface; membrane; cytoplasmic microtubule. The record is from RefSeq and is a predicted model, not a curated record.
UUGCUAUAUGCAACAUGUUGGUAUUCUUGUUUUUUCUGUCACGUGGGGGUCGCAUGUUUUUGCAAGGUCGUUCUUCCAAGAUGCAGAUGGACAACUCCGAUCGAAAGCAUGAAGUUCUACUCAGUCCGCUGUUGGGCGGCGCCCAGACGGAGAUGAAGACGGUCGUCGGGGACAACGCCACCUUACCGUGCCACCAUCAGUUCCCGUCAUCCAACUCUAUCGACAUCGAGUGGCUCCUGCAGACGCCCAACUCUAAACAGAAAGUGAUCAUUACGUUCUUCGGCGGCCACGUGUACACCAACGUGGGGGUGAGCAGCGAUGCCAGCCGCCUGUCCUUCGCCGGGCAGUACCUAGGGGGCGACGCCUCCCUGCUGAUCAGUGACCUGCUGCUGACCGACUCCGGAGAGUACUACUGCAAGGUCAAGACCGGGGGGAAGUACCACUGGAGCCAGGUCAACCUCAUUGUGCUGGUGAAGCCCUCAAAGCCCACGUGCGGGUUGGAUGGCAAUCUCCUGGAAGGCAGCGACGUCAGACUCAGCUGCAAGUCCAUCAACGGUUCCGACCCCAUCAGCUACAAAUGGGAGCGAGUGCUGGACAAAGGCAAGAGUCUGGGCAAGCUGCCAAACCUGGCGCGCAUAGAUCUGAAGAACCCAGAGAUCGUCACCCUGAGGAACCUCACCAUGGACAGCACAGGUGUCUACAGGUGCACGGCCAGCAACGACGUGGGGGAGGAGAGCUGCACCAUCGAGGUCCCCAUGGAGCAUGAGAGAGAUGUAAAGGUGGCCGGUGCCGUGGUGGGAUUUUUCCUGGGCGCGUUCAUCGUCGUGUUAAUCAUCUGGCUUGUCUUCCGAAAGAAAGAGAAAAAGAAGUAUGAGGAAGAGGAGACUCCAAAUGAAAUCAGAGAAGAUGCAGAGGCUCCCAAGGCCAAGCUGGUGAAACCAAACUCCCUGUCCUCGUCCCGCUCCGGCAGCUCACGCUCGGGCGCCUCCUCCACCCAAUCGAUGGUGCACAACAGUGCCCAGCGUGGCCACCGCCCCCGUCCGCCUGCUGUGGCGGCGCUCAAGGAAAACGGACAGCCUCCCGGCUACCCUCAGUCGCCUCCAUCCUAUGCCACGGUGGUCCCGUCCAAAACCUCCGAGCCCCCUGCCACUCCCAAAUACAACUCCAGGAAUACAUCCGGGCCGACACCCCCCACCCUCAUGGUCCCCGCCCAGACCAAGGCCUUUCAGACUGUGUAGGACUGAAAACUCGCUCUUUCCUACAGCCACGCCAGACUCCCGUCCCUUGAAACCCCUUAAACCCUGCACCUGCCCUCCCAAAGACUGAGACUCUUCCAUAAACAAAGAAAUGCAACUAGUUAAAAGGAAGAAAUCAAUACUAUAAGUCCAAAAGUUCUUCUAAUGAAUGCAUUCUUUAAAGGGAAAUGCUUUCCCCCAGCUAAAUUUCCAUGAGGACAGCGGCACUGUUUGUGUCGUUUCUCAUGUGCGGCAAGCUGGAAGGACCCCUAGUCAAGUAUUUAUCUCAUCAAAAUUUUAGGCAUGUAACAGAAAUGGGGCAAAAGGCGAAUGAAGUUGGCCAUGAGACAUUAUGAUGGCGGCUUCAGUUUUUUCCACUUGCGCCGAAACCCCAGUUGAUUCCCGUGUGUGUGUGUGUGUCUGUGUGUGUGUGUGUGUAUGUGUGUCACCCAACCUCCAGAGCCCUCAUGUUCCCAUGGAGGAACUCACAAGGAACCUCCUCAGACUGACUCAUCUGACUGAAUGGCCCAUUUGCUCUACCACCAGCAGGGCAAUCUUCAGGUAUCAGGAUGUAGCAACAGCAGAGUGGCCCUACUCUUUCUCUGGGUACUGAACACCUUAGUUCAAAUAAAUAGCAUACAUAUUAGGCCUAUAGGCAGACCAUGCUUCCAAUGUAAGGGAUGAGCAACUAUUUAGUUUUUUUUCAUUAUUUCCCUUCUAGGGCUGUAACGGUACUCCGUAAUCACGGUUCGGUACGUACCUUGGUUUUUAGGUCACAGUUCAGUUCGAAGUAAGGGAUAUAUUUAAGCUCUGGCUCCUCCACUCGUGUACCGUGUGGGAACUCAGUACGCCAAAAAAUAACUGAAUAUUCCGAAGACAUGUACCGUUACACCCCUAGUCUCUUCUAUUCAGCUGGUCAUAAUACGAAGUGCCACCGAUCCUGAGAAUGGGUUCUUUUAUUUUGGUGAAAUUUUUGUUCCGAUUGCUGCAUUUCAGAAACCAAAACGUGUCACCAUGAAUGUGUGAUGGAUGAGGAUGGUUGUAGCUCCCUGGAAGAACCUUUUCACACCAUCCUCUCUCCCUCUCUUCAAAGCGGAAAUAGUCGACGUGAUAGUGGAAAGGUUCUCUGAAUGAAGGUAUGAAGAGUGUAUGCUAUCAUUGUCUCCCUGGCACUCGAUGGUUCUUCUGGGUUAUUGGUCAGUCUGCGCUAUCAGCCGAUUCCCCCCCCUUUCGUCACGUCGUCACGCAGACCCAGUGCAGUUUGAUUGAAAGUAGCUGAAAAAAAUAGGGCAAGUAGCCUAACUAUCUAGUGUGCCUUUGCAAUCCUUUAUUGUUUUUUCUUUCUCUUUAUCUCACUCGGCUUAGAAGGUCAAUAGUAGCAAGUAUUGACCCAGCUCCAAUAACUUCGCCUCGGAGGCAGCCCAAAGUGGGGAUGGGUAGGGCGGGACGAGGAGUACGAAGCAGUGUCCAAUCCCAAGCCAAGGGACAAUGUACUGUACAUUCUGUAAUCAGUCUUGUUUUGUAUUGUACAUACAGAUAAAUAUAUGCACAUGAUGUCAAUUAAUUUAAUACUUAGGAGUAAACGUGAGGGGAGUUCGCUCCCUGACACUGUUAAGAGUCGGACAGAAGACCCAAAGGUGAAUUUAAAUCAUGUUACAUGACGUUCUAAGUGACUGGAUAAAGAACUGUGUAUACCACUGACAGGAGCACAUGGACACCAUUGUGCUUAAUGAUGUUUUCCCAUGUGCCACCCUGUCGGACUGGGAUUCUGCGAUUGGAUUAAUUUAAGAAAAGGAAAACAGCUGUUUUAAUUCAGUGUUAAUGUUUAAUGCAAAGCUAUCCAGGAAACCUUCAAAGUUGAAAACAAUCCAACUUUCUGUUUGUUCUCAUUUAAAAACAAAGCUCAAUUAUAAAUGAAGUAGUAAUCCGUUCUUCUUUGUUAUUAAUGUUGAUUUACGUCGCUUUUUCACUGCACGCUACCUGCGCCAGUUUACUGCUAACAUGCUAAUAAAACAAAACAAUUAAGGACAACAAGAGUCUCCCGUAGUUACUUCUCAGCUUUAGGAGACUCAUUUUAUCCAAGGGGAGACUAUGGACAAUAAUAAUACGAAGCAUUGUAGCACAGUGGAUACUAUUGUGAAUAGUGCUGCACAUUAUGGAGGCAAAUUGUAUCCGAGAGGAGACUGAGGGCAGCAGCAAAAUGGAAAUGAUGCUGAAUGUUGAAGGAGACAAUUGUUAUCUAAGAAGAAACUGACCUUAUUGACAAAGGGCCUGCUGCAGCAUAGUAGAGACUGAGAAGUACAAUGUUGCACAUUAAGGAGACAUUUUUUAUCUAAGAAGAGACUGAGGGCAGUGGAGAAUGGCCUGUUGCAGCAAAGUGGAGACCGUUGAGUACAAUGUUACACAUUAAGGAGAAUUGUUUUGUUUAUCUAAGAGGAGACUGAGGGCAGUAGUAAAUCCAUGCUGCACCAUAGUGGAGACUGUGGAGUAUAAUGCUGUAAGCUAUAUAGAUACAUUUUACCCAAAAGGAAACGGAGGGUCGCAAAACUAAGCACUGCAGCAAAAUGGAGACUGUGGAGACUAAUGUUGCACAUUAAAGGACAUUUGUUUAUCUAAAAAGAGAAUGAGGGCAGUGGUAAAUGGCCUGCUGCAGCAAAGUGGAGACUACAUUAGGGAGACAUUUUUAUCUAAGAAGAGACUAAGGGCAGUGGAAAAUGGCCUGUUACAGCAGAGUGGAGACUGUGGAGUAUAACGUUGCACAUUAAGGACCGUUGUUUUGUUUAUCUAAGAGGAGACUGAGGGCAAUAGUAAAUGCAUGUUGCGCCAUAGUGGAGACUGUGGAGUAUAAUGCUGUAAGCUAUAUAGAUAAAUUUUACCCAAAAGUAAACUGAGGGCCGCAAAACUAAGCACUGCAGCAAAGUGGAGACUGUGGAGACUAAUGUUGCACAUUAAGGGACUUUUGUUUGUCUAAAAGGAGAAUGAGGACAGUGGUAAAUGGCCUGCAAAGUGUAGAUUCCAUCCAUCCAUUUUUCACCGCUUGUCCCUUUUGGGGUCGCGGGGGGUGCUGGAGCCUAUCUCAGCUGCAUUCGGGCGGAAGGCGGUGUACACCUGGACAAGUCGCCACCUCAUCGCAAGGCCAACACAGAUAGACAGACAACAUUCACACUCACAUUCACACACUAGGGCCAAUUUAGUGUUGCCAAUCAACCUAUCCCCAGGUGCAUGUUUUUGGAGGUGGGAGGAAGCCGGAGUACCCGGAGGGUGAACAACAGGCUGAAUAAGUGCACGUUAUAUGACGCAUAAAUAACCAACUGAGAACGUGCCUGGUAUGUUAACGUAACAUAUUAUGGUAAGAGUCAUUCAAAUAACUAUAACAUAUAGAACAUGCUAUACGUUUACCAAACAAUCUGUCACUCCUAAUCGCUAAAUCCCAUGAAAUCUUAUACGUCUAGUCUCUUACGUGAAUGAGCUAAAUAAUAUUAUUUGAUAUUUUACGGUAAUGUGUUAAUAAUUUCACACAUAAGUCGCCCCUGAGUAUAAAUCGCACCCCCGGCCAAACUAUGAAAAAAACUGUGACUUAUAGUCAGAAAAAUACGGUACAUUGAAAUUUACAUUAUUUUCAAUCCGGGGGGUGGUCAACACAAGUGACCUGCAGUGGAAAAGCGUCAUGGUUGUCGACUUGUUCAACUUUGGAGGUUCCACCACACAAGCCAUUUGUCUUUUUUUGCAGAAAGUGGAAAAUUUCACACAGGAAAAAGAUUUAAACUAAAAAAUGGUAACAACAACAACAAAAAAAGCAUACAUGUAUUUUGACUUCACAAUGCGGGACUUCACUGACUUGUUUAAGGGGGGUAAAAAACAACUUUUAUAUUCAACGCCAGUUCAUAUCUGAGCAGGGAAGCUCGCGUGUGUGUGAGUGUGUGCAUGUAAGUGGAAGUUUGUGUGUGUACGGUGUGGGUGUGUGCAUGGUAAUUCAGUAUAAGCCCUCGGGCCACACCCACACACUCGACUGUUGGCCAUUGAGUGGGCGAGAGGUGGGGGGGGGGCAAGGCUUUGUUGAGCAAUGAUAUGAAUGCAGACUGGCAGUAUUUUUCAUUUCCAUUGACUCAUAAGCCAGUUGAAGCUGGCCUCACAGGCGGCGGCCAUGUUGGAGUCUUGAGUCAUGUACAUAAUUCAUACUGUUGCUGCCCGCCUUGCUGGCCCGGCCCCAUAAAUACGCUCGUGCAAACACGACACGGUUUGCGUGCGGGCAAAAGUGUUGGGACACUCAUCAAUUAUGGAGUCGGAGGACAAAAGCACAUGACUUCUGACCUCCGUGGAAUGGAAUUCAAAUGGGAUUUGAUAACAUCAUCACUGCUUUUAAUGCAAAUAAUAAAUAGUGACAUUAGUUUGCAUGCCGUAGAAAUACAGGUAGGAAUUGGAAAGUAAACAUUAUGAAACGCAUUACACACCUGGGCGCAUAGUCAAUAAAUUAAUCGAACAAUCGAUGAAAACGAACACGAUAACUUUAGCAUGAAAUUAGUCUGUGCUCUCUUUGUUUCUCACUUUCAAACAGGGUACAAGAGGGUUCAUUCUGUGCAUCGCUCUCAGCAUCUAAACGUGUUUAUUCAAUUGCAGAAUUAACUGAACAAAGUCAACUGUCUUGUCCGUGAUCCACAAUCUUUGUCUCUGUGGGUGGAGGCGGGACUACGAGCGUAAACACACACAGGACACACGGACAUUUCCUCGCUAGUUGUUGAUAGUAAAAGGUAGAGAUCGAUCGAUUAUCAG